UCUCUAUUCCUUUCAGUUUCGUUUCUUGUAUCCUUCUUCUAUUUUUUCGAUUUGUAACAAGCUUAACUACAGAUUGUUCACGCAUCAGCCGUUGCACAUUUAAUUUUAUUUUAUUUUUCAAGCAAAACGUGCGUUUUACAUCAUCGUUUCAGGAAGCUUCUCUAUCACUAGCACCUGCGAAGAACGAAGAUUGCAACCAGAGGAAGAAGAAGCAUAGUACUUCUCAAAACUCGUUUCAAGACGUCGAUGCCAUUUCUAGUUGCAGCAAUAGCAAUUGCAGUGAGGCUUCUUCUACGUCUAUUGAAGUUCCUAGAGGUUGCCUCAGGUUUUCUCUCUAUCACCACUCUUCCUCUCCUUCUAAUUCGAAGUCGAAAAUUCCUAUUGAAAGACCCAAAACUCCCAAAUCAGCCCCAAAUGGAAGGGUCUCAAAGCUAUCCAUACCCAAGACCUCAAAGGAGAACAAUCUGUCAAAAUCAACUGUUGAAGAAAACCCAGAUAGCCUCGUAUUACAGAAAGCGCCCAGAUCCAAGAAAAACCCACCUUGCCUGUACCAGUGGCAAUCUGGGAAAAAAACCCAUUCUAGAACUGCGCAAAAGUCGAAAAAUUUUGUAGUCUUGAACAACUGUGGCGACUCUGCGAAUAAGCUACCGUUUGGAUCUGAAGGAAAAGGCCUGGUGAGGAUGGUUGAUGGAAAAAGGCUACUUUGCCGACCACUCAAUUUGACCGCUGAAAAGUCUGAAACUACGUUGUCACUAGAAUAGACUCCAGGGGCUGGUAGUGUAUGUCCAGUCAGUUUCCAAUAGGCAAUAGAUUUCCUUCGAAAAUUCGGAGACGGCAAACCUCCCUAGGACCCUGUCUACCUGCCUCUCUAUUGUUUUUCAUUUACAAAGAUCGUCUCUAGACUCUUUCCCGCAUCUCUCUUCAUGACAAACGAAAAUGUUGACUUUUCAUUGAGAAGCAGCAGCCUACCCCCUCCUAUCUGAUCUGUUAUUUCCUAAUAAAGCUUUUGAUCACAAUUGAUCUCUCCGUCUCUCUCUCUCUCUCUCUCAAUUCCUUAAGCUUUUCAUCAUCAUAGUGACUUUGUUAAUGGCAGUUAACUGCUCAAACUGCCACACCUCGCUACAGCUUCCUUCAGAGGCCCAGUCCAUUCGCUGCCCAAUCUGCCAUGCCAACAAUCCCAUAGACAUAGCCGACCCAGCCCUCUGCCUCCCACCGCCAUCAUCAUCUUUCUCUUCCUCCUCCUCCUCUGAUCACCAUAACCAUGAUUAUCCUCACGCCCCACCCGCCAUGGCUCCAUCUCCUUACAACCACGCGCCUCUCGGUCCCCCUCCCUCCGUCCAUGGCCGCAAGCGGGCCGUCAUCUGCGGCAUUUCCUACAAGAACUCCCGGCGCGAGCUCAAGGGUUGUAUCAACGAUGCCAAGUACAUGAAGUACUUGCUGGUCAAGCGGUUCAACUUCCCCGAGUCAUCCAUUCUCAUGCUCACCGAAGAAGAAGACGAUCCUUGCAGGCAUCCAACCAAAAGUAACAUCAGAAUGGCAAUGUGUUGGCUUGUCCAAGGUUGUCAAGCAGGGGACUCCUUGGUUUUUCACUAUUCUGGUCAUGGUUCACAGCAAAGGAACUACACUGGAGAUGAGAUUGAUGGAUAUGAUGAAACACUCUGUCCCGUAGAUUAUGAAACUCAGGGAAUGAUUGUUGAUGAUGAGAUCAAUGCAACAAUUGUCCGACCUCUUCCUCUUGGAGUUAAGCUCCAUGCAAUUAUUGAUGCUUGCCACAGCGGUACCGUAUUAGAUUUACCAUUUCUCUGCAGGAUGGAUGGGGGUGGAAGCUACACGUGGGAGGACCAUCGCCCUAGAUCAGGUAUGUGGAAAGGAACAAAUGGGGGGGAGGUCAUAUCCUUCAGUAGCUGUGAUGAUAGUCAGACCUCAGCAGACAGUUUGGAUCUAUCUAGGAUCACAUCAAGUGGUGCCAUGACUUAUUCUUUCAUCCAAGCCAUUGAGCGUGGAACUGGAACUACAUAUGGAGCUAUGCUAAACGCUAUGCGAUCUACCAUCCAUAAAAGAGAUGACAAUCAAGGGGGUGGUGGUAUAGUGUCAUCUGUUCUCACCAUGCUUUUGCCAGGAGGGAAUGGUGGCGGGUUGAAACAGGAACCUCAGCUUACUGCGAAUGAAAUAUUCAAUGUGUAUUCGAAGCCUUUUUCCCUAUAGACAUCAAAGCAAUCUUUCCAUCCUAACGCUCAUAAUCUUUAUUCAGUGUGGCCCUUGAGUAUGUAUGAAAACCGGAAAACCCCAUUUCUGCAAUCUCGUACUGAUUGAUUUCAGUCUUUAAGGAUUUUUGCCACUGUUAGCAUGUUCGGAUUUUCCCUGAAUUCUUCACAGGAAGAUGUCAUGCAUGGCUUAUUUGAAUAAAAUAAGCCUCGAGGGCUUGGGCACCAGAUCCUGGUUUUGAAGCGAGUAGAAAACUCAAAUGGGGAUUGAUUUUUUGUAGGGUAGCUGACCAUCAUUUCAGUUCUGGAUUGCAGUUAUCUAAUUGAAGAUCGAAGUUGUCCAUCGGAUGUAACACGUUGCUUGCACAGAGAAGGGGAGAUCGAAGGACAGGACGAUGGAAGGGUUGGAAAUCUGCUAAGGGUGAAGUACGUAGCUCGGGCAAAGUACACUGGUAGUUCAGUUAGUUUAGUCUUCUGAGUUGCUGAUGGGCCAUGGGCUCCGAUUUACUUUUAUUUGGUGUUUCUUUUGUUAUGUCUUUUAUCUAAUGGGCCCAGUGUGUUAUGGCCUGCAGUAGUAGAUUGUAUUAGUUGUGAUGGGCUUAAUAUGGACUACUUAGCCCCUGUUUAGAUUAAAAAUUCGCAUUAACUCAUUUCAUUUAAUUAUUAUAAUUUUUUUAAA
This is a messenger RNA of Juglans regia (Persian walnut), 2883 nucleotides long. RefSeq names its product metacaspase-1-like. Gene Ontology annotation, biological process: proteolysis. The transcript has 6 exons. Gene Ontology annotation, molecular function: cysteine-type endopeptidase activity. The coding region runs from base 1087 to 2205 and encodes 372 amino acids. The record is from RefSeq and is a predicted model, not a curated record. Lineage: Eukaryota; Viridiplantae; Streptophyta; Magnoliopsida; Fagales; Juglandaceae.